AUGCAGCACCGCCAGAUGCACCAAUUUGCGGGGAGCGCCGCCCAUGCCGCCCACGCCGCCCACGCCGCCCACGCCGCCCACGACGCCCACAUUGUCAACACCAACACCAACACCAACACCGACACCGACUAUGCCAGCCGCACCCUCAUGGACCAGGCCACACGCGUCCUCAUGGCCCGCGCCACCUCGACAUGCACCAACGACAGCGACCCGGGCUGCACCAAGCCCACGCAGGUGCCCAUCCUCGUCAUCGUCCUGGCGACUGUCGUCCCCGUCGUCGGCAUCUUCAUCGUCCUGUUCUUCCUGCACCGCCGCAACCAGAGGAAGCUGGCCGAGGAGGACAAGGACAAGUACCGCUCCAUGGACUUUGGCCUCGAGCACGAGCGCGCGCCCGGCGGCCGCGUGGGCGUGCGCAAGGGGCCCGAGAUGAGCGUCACCGACGUCGACAAGGAGAUGAAGGGCACCCACGACCGCGGCAUCUCGCUCGAGCACGGCAGCCCGUACAUCCUGCCCGUCGGCCUGCACGGCUCGCGUGAGUCGUUCCACUCGCUCUCGCGCUCCACCCACGACCCGCACGACCCCUACCGUCCCGUGACCUUCAUGACGGACAGCGCGAGCAUCCGCAGCCCCAGCCACGCCUACGGAAAGGACAACGCCUCCCUGUACACCUCCUCGAGCGCAGGCACAAAGGGGAGAAACGGCGACGGCCUCGGCCUGCUGCAGAACGCCCAGCGCAUGUCCACCUCGCACCCCAUCCGCUCCGAGUCCCUCUCCCCCGACGGCACCCGCUCGCCCAUGCGCUUCCCCGACCCAGCCGCCCCGCCCCUCAGCCCACUGAACCCGCGCACCGCCGACCAGCCCCAGCUGCCUGCACCGUCGCCCGCCGGCUCCGAGAUCAAGCUGCAGUACGCCGCCUUCAAGCCCACCACCGACGUGCCCAGGAUCAUGAUCCCGGACGCCGACGGCAAGAGCAAGUCGGUCAACAAGUCGGUCAACAAGUCGCCCGUCGAGAAGGCGGCUGCCUUCUCCCCUCGCAUCCAGUCCCAGCAGGCCCUCGUCUCCCACGGCCCCUCCAACAGCAUCCUCAGCACCUCCAGCUACGGCGACGCCUUCCAGAUCACCCCGCCCUCGCCCCGCCACACACAGCCCACCAUCCACGAGCUCCCCACCCCCGUCGCGCCUACCCCUCUCCGCCCCCAGCCCGCCCCUGCCGGCCUGAAUGUCGACAACGUUGGCCAGAGCACCAACCGCCUGUCCAUGAGCCUGCGUCCCAUGCCCCCCAUGCACGACGACCCCGAGGAGAACCCCGAGGACCGCGCCAACCGCAUCCGCUCUUUCUACAAGGAGUACUUUGACGACUCCAAGCCCGAGCCCGUCGGCGGACACCAGUACACCGACUACCACGAGGACUACAGCUCCGAGUACCUCGACGGCGCCGUCUUCGACCCGCAAGCCCGCGGCUUCGUCGUCGCCCAGCCCAACGCCCCCUUUGCCGAGCCCAUUACCCGCCGCGCCAUGACACCGCCGCCGCGCGCUCCCCCGCGCUUCCGCAGCAACACGGGCGGCAGCCGCGCCCCGCACAUGUCCAACGGCUCCCUGGCGUCGCCGCAGCACCCUCCUCGCAACAUGUCGUCGAUGAGCGGACGCCUGCCUGCUCCUGCGCCCAGGAAGCCCCUGCCACCGCCGUCUGCUCUCUCCUCCCUGCCCACGCCCGGAAAGCUCACGGAGAACUCCAUGGUCUUCGAUGCCGCCGACUUCGCCCCGCCCAUCUCCUACCGCGACAGGCAAAACGGCAUGCGUCCAGACAGCCCGCUCGGUGCCCCCAGGCCCUUCAGCCCUGCUGUCCGCCCGCACACGCCGCUUGCCAGCUCCUACGACGACCUGGCCGUCAUGCCCAGCCCCCAUCUUCUUCGCAAGUCCGGCACCUUCACAGCGCUUGACUUUGCCCCGCCGCCCAAGUUCCGUGAGCCCGGCUCCUCCCGCGCCUCCGACGCCGGCUCGAUUCGCUCCAACCGCUCGGGCAUCUCCAACAACGCACAAUACGCCAUCCGCAGCGGUGCCAACCGUGUCAGCAGAAUCCCCAAGGGAGUCGUCACCACAAGAGACGGCCUCCUGGAUCAGCUGAGGCCGCAGAUGAGCCUGGUGACCAAGGCCUAG
Messenger RNA from Ascochyta rabiei, 2157 nucleotides. RefSeq lists its product as uncharacterized. The record is from RefSeq and is a predicted model, not a curated record. The transcript has 2 exons. Lineage: Eukaryota; Fungi; Ascomycota; Dothideomycetes; Pleosporales; Didymellaceae. Bases 1 to 2157 code for a protein of 718 amino acids.